Hibiscus syriacus is the source of this 1158-nucleotide messenger RNA. RefSeq names its product mitochondrial uncoupling protein 5-like. The transcript is spliced from 2 exons. The coding region runs from base 166 to 1143 and encodes 325 amino acids. Gene Ontology annotation, biological process: succinate transmembrane transport; phosphate ion transmembrane transport; thiosulfate transport. Gene Ontology annotation, molecular function: succinate transmembrane transporter activity; sulfate transmembrane transporter activity; antiporter activity. Gene Ontology annotation, cellular component: mitochondrial membrane. The record is from RefSeq and is a predicted model, not a curated record. NCBI's taxonomy places the organism in Eukaryota, Viridiplantae, Streptophyta, Magnoliopsida, Malvales, Malvaceae.
UAAAAAGGAGGGUUUCUACCCCCAGCUUAUGUCUCAAAGGCCUAAUAUUCCCCACUCUUCUUCAAUAGCUUUUGGUCUCCAUUCUCAUCUCCUGGUUUCCAGUGAGAUAAACCCUACCUCCAAUUGGUCUCACUAGUUUCAUAUUUUCUUUGAAUAUUCGACGAUAUGGGAGUCAAAGGUUUUGUUGAAGGAGGCAUAGCCUCAAUCGUCGCCGGAUGUUCCACUCAUCCGCUUGAUUUGAUCAAAGUCCGGAUGCAACUCCAGGGCGAAAGCCAUGUCCCGAAUCCGGCUGUUCAAUCUCUCCGCCCCGCUUUAGCCUUUCAAACCACCACUACCACCGCAUCCUCUGCCGUCCACAUGCCACCUCCUCCGCCUGUCAAGGCAGCGCGUGUUGGACCGGUCGCCACCGGGAUCAGGAUCUUCCAGACCGAAGGCGUGGCUGCUCUUUUCUCUGGCGUUUCUGCUACUGUUCUUCGCCAGACCCUCUAUUCCACUACCCGCAUGGGACUCUACGACAUCCUCAAACAAAAAUGGACCGAUCCGGAGACGAAAACGAUGCCUCUCUCUCGCAAAAUCGGCGCCGGAUUGAUCGCUGGCGGGAUCGGAGCCGCUGUGGGGAACCCGGCGGACGUGGCCAUGGUCCGGAUGCAAGCAGACGGACGCCUCCCCGUUUCUCAACGCCGUAACUACACCAGCGUCGUGGACGCCAUCACCCGCAUGAGCAAACAAGAAGGGGUGACCUCCUUGUGGCGUGGCUCGUCUCUCACCGUGAAUCGUGCGAUGCUGGUGACAGCAUCUCAGCUGGCUUCCUACGAUCAGAUCAAAGAAACGAUCUUGGAAAAUGGGUUGAUGAAAGAUGGGCUCGGGACGCACGUGGCGGCGAGUUUUUCAGCUGGGUUUGUGGCGGCGCUGGCGUCGAAUCCAGUCGAUGUGAUCAAAACAAGGGUGAUGAACAUGAAGGUGGAGGCGGGGCAAAAGCCGCCGUACGCGGGGGCGUUGGAUUGUGCAAUGAAGACGGUGAAGGCCGAGGGACCCAUGUCUCUGUAUAAGGGGUUCAUACCCACAAUCUCAAGACAGGGACCGUUUACGGUGGUGCUGUUCGUUACUCUGGAACAGGUCCGGAAGUUGCUUAAGGAUUUUUAAGGAUGAUGAUGAAAA